UUCAUUUCUCUCUCCUGAGUAGUGCGUGCGAGAAUAGAAGGAGAGAGAGAGAGAGAGCAUUUAAGGGACGUCUUUGGACUGUUUCGUUCGUUUCGAGCGCGUCUCUCUCUCUUUUCCCCUCCUCUCUCUCUCUCUCUCUCUCGCUCUCUCUCCUCGACGUCGAAAUCUCUGGUGCGUUGUGGAGAAGCGGAGCGGGCCAAGUCGCCACCGCAUAAGCUUUGGCUUUUCCCCUUCUCUCUCUCUAUCUAUCUAUCUCUCCCUCCAUUUACUCGCCCUCGUCGUCGUCGUCCUCCUCCUCUCCUUCUCUCUCUCUAGGAUAUUCCGCAUUAAUGGCGGUUCAAGCCCAGUGUUACCCAUCCGAAGCUCUCUUCCUCACCAGAGGCGAGCGUGAGAAGAACGGCGUCGAACUCCCCCAACCCCCCUCUUCUUUCCUCGACCCAUCCCCCACCGUUUUCUUCUCCAACGGAGCGCGAGGUCGUAAGAGGGCGAGGGACGACGCCGCCGCCGCCGCCGGGGCCGCGGCUCCGCCUCCUUUUCCGGCGACGGCGACGAUGAUGAGCCUCGCGCAGCUUCAGAACCAGGCGCCGCCCCCGCCGCUCGUCUCCACCGGGCUCCGCCUAGCCUUCGAGGACCAACAACAACAACAACAACAACAACAACAACAGAAGCAGAAGCAGAGCGCGAAGCAAGCGUCGAAUCCGAUCCUCUCCACUUCGUCCUCUAACUCUUCUUCCUUGUUCGCCUCCCCCCUCGUCUCUGACGAGGUCGCGGCCCAAAUUAAGCAGCACAAGGACGAGAUCGAACAGUUCGUUAGCGCCCAGACCGAGCAGCUGCGGCGGGCCGUGGGCGAGAGGUGGCGGAGGCAGCAGCGGGCGCUGCUGGCCACGGCGGAGGCGGCGGCGGCGCGGCGCCUGCGGGAGAAGGAGGCCGAGGCGGAGCGCGCCGCGCGGCAAGGCGCCGAGCUCGAGGACCGGCUCGCGCGUCUCCGGGCCGAGUCGAUGGCGUGGCAGGCCAAGGCCCUCGCCGAGCAGGCCGAGGCCGCCGCGCUCCACGCCCAGCUCCAGCGCGCCGCGGCGGCCGCGCCGGCGGAGCUGCCCAGCGGCGGCGACGGGGCGGAGGACGCGGAGUCGGCGCACGUCGACCCGGACCGGGCCGAACCGGAACCGGGCCGGGCCUGCCGGGCCUGCCGGCUCAGGCCGGCCUCCGUGGUGCUCCUCCCCUGCCGCCACCUCUGCCUCUGCCACGCCUGCGACCUCGCCGCCUCCUCCUGCCCCCCUGUGGCUUUGGCCGACCGGGAAGCGUGCAGUCCCUUUUCUUCUACAACUCGUCGCCAAGGCGCCCCGCGGCGCGGCCGCGGCCCGCGCGCGCGCGCCGCCCGCCCGCGCGGCACCACACCCCCAUCGGAUCCCUCACCUCCUCACUCAAUCCCCACCCUCCAAAUGAGAAAAAUUAUAUGA
Ananas comosus (pineapple) is the source of this 1457-nucleotide messenger RNA. RefSeq names its product BOI-related E3 ubiquitin-protein ligase 1-like. The record is from RefSeq and is a predicted model, not a curated record. The coding region runs from base 330 to 1457 and encodes 375 amino acids. The transcript is spliced from 4 exons. Gene Ontology annotation, molecular function: ubiquitin-protein transferase activity. NCBI's taxonomy places the organism in Eukaryota, Viridiplantae, Streptophyta, Magnoliopsida, Poales, Bromeliaceae.